Ziziphus jujuba (common jujube) is the source of this 1756-nucleotide messenger RNA. Its product is annotated as S-adenosylmethionine synthase 4. Gene Ontology annotation, molecular function: ATP binding; methionine adenosyltransferase activity. Gene Ontology annotation, biological process: S-adenosylmethionine biosynthetic process. Gene Ontology annotation, cellular component: cytosol. NCBI's taxonomy places the organism in Eukaryota, Viridiplantae, Streptophyta, Magnoliopsida, Rosales, Rhamnaceae. The record is from RefSeq and is a predicted model, not a curated record. The transcript has 2 exons. Bases 10 to 1419 code for a protein of 469 amino acids.
GCCUGGAGGAUGCAAAUGGAAGAUGGUGUCCAAUGGGAAGACGACAACGCAGCAGAGCAAAGAGGUGUAUGGAACAAGUGCAGCGGGCGAUGGAAAGAACGGGUCAGACGUAACUGCGUUUUGUUUCUUCACCACCCCCUCUUUCUUCCUAUAUAUACUGUAAACGCCAUUCCAUUUGUUUCUCUCUUUGAUCUCUCUCUCUCUCACAGGUCCACCCUUCUUUGCUCACAUAGUCGCAGCCUAGAGAUGGAUACCUUCCUCUUCACCUCUGAAUCUGUCAAUGAAGGCCACCCCGAUAAGCUCUGUGAUCAGGUCUCAGAUGCAAUCCUCGAUGCCUGCCUUGAGCAAGACCCUGAGAGCAAAGUUGCUUGCGAGACGUGUACCAAAACCAACAUGGUCAUGGUCUUUGGCGAGAUCACCACCAACGCAAAUGUAGAUUAUGAGAAAAUAGUUCGAGACACUUGCAGAGGCAUCGGCUUUACCUCAGCUGAUGUAGGCCUCGACGCCGACAACUGCAAGGUUCUUGUCAACAUUGAGCAACAGAGUCCUGACAUUGCACAAGGUGUUCAUGGUCACCUCACCAAGAAACCAGAGGAGAUUGGAGCUGGGGACCAAGGCCAUAUGUUUGGCUAUGCCACCGAUGAAACCCCCGAAUUCAUGCCUCUUACUCAUGUUCUUGCCACCAAGCUCGGUGCCAAGCUCACCGAGGUCAGGAAGAACAAAACUUGCCCAUGGCUGAGGCCUGAUGGGAAGACCCAAGUGACUGUUGAGUACAAGAACGACAAGGGAGCCAUGGUUCCUAUUCGUGUGCACACUGUUCUCAUCUCAACCCAACACGAGGAGACUGUCACAAACGAGCAGAUUGCAAGUGACUUGAAAGAACAUGUUAUUAAACCAGUCAUCCCAUCACAAUAUCUUGAUGACAGAACCAUUUUCCACCUCAACCCUUCGGGCCGGUUCGUCAUUGGUGGACCGCAUGGUGAUGCAGGACUCACUGGCAGGAAGAUCAUCAUUGAUACCUAUGGUGGUUGGGGUGCUCAUGGUGGAGGUGCAUUCUCAGGGAAGGAUCCAACUAAGGUGGACCGAAGCGGUGCUUACAUUGUUAGACAGGCAGCCAAGAGUGUGGUGGCUUCUGGGCUUGCCCGACGCUGUAUUGUGCAGGUUUCUUAUGCAAUUGGUGUGCCAGAACCAUUAUCAGUGUUCGUUGACACCUACGAAACAGGGAAGAUUCCGGACAAGGAUAUAUUGGCUCUUAUAAAGGAGAAUUUUGACUUCAGGCCUGGUAUGAUGUCCAUUAAUCUGGAUUUGAAGCGAGGAGGCAAGUUCAGGUUCCAGAAGACUGCUGCUUAUGGUCAUUUCGGCCGUGACGACCCAGAUUUCACUUGGGAGACUGUAAAGCUCCUCAAGCCUAAGGCUUGAAAUCAGAGUGUUAUUCAUUCUGCAACUGGUUAUUAUCGUAGCCAGCAUUCUGCUUGUGGAGGAAGAAGAAUAAAGAAGCUUCAAUGCAUACAUCUGAUAGUUAGGUCUACUUUCCAAGGCUCUAGUAAGACGUAGCAAUAGCAGAUGUUUGCUUCAUGUUGAGGUGGUAGCAUGUUUUGAGUCUUCGAGAUUUUGUAGCAUUUUUAUUUUUUUCCAUAUUUUUUUUUUCGCCAGUAAUUCUUUCUAAAACCAAGCUGCAGAGUGUUUUAGACAGUCAUUUAUUCAAUUGGAUCAAUUAUUAAUUUAUCAUAUUCAAGAAGGUUAUCUUGAAAAGUCA